AUGAUUAAAGUGGGUGAGCUUUUCCGCGAUACUGAUUCCACAGAGUUUGUCAUAGUAACAAUGGGCCACGGUAAGAUCCUUGCAAACGGCUCGAGCAAUAGUCUUCUAGAGAAUGAUGAGGAGCUGGAGCUCUUGAAUGGUCCAUCGCAGCCAGAGAUUGUGAGAGAUGGAGAUGGAGAUGGAGAAAGACGUCAAAGAUUGAAAGAGAGAGGGAGAGAUGAAGAAAGAAGUCAGAGAGAGAGAGAGAGAGAGAGAGAGAGAGAGAGAGAGAGAGAUGGAGACAAUCUCCUCCUGGUUUGGAUGAAGCUAUUGCAAUUCCAGAGGCAAGAUAUUGAUGCUGUUUUUGUCACCUCAACAUUGCCAGACUUUUUUGGAUGCAUCAAUUGGCAAGAUAUUGAUGUCAACUUAGAAUGA
This is a messenger RNA of Prunus armeniaca (apricot), 414 nucleotides long. The record is from the annotation of a GenBank genome assembly. NCBI's taxonomy places the organism in Eukaryota, Viridiplantae, Streptophyta, Magnoliopsida, Rosales, Rosaceae.